UGGGGAGCCGGGGCGUGGGGACAGGCGGGGCCCGGCCCUAAGAACCUGCCGGGGUGAGGGACCGAGGCGGGGGCGGCCCUCAACCGGCCGGAGUGUGGGGACAGGGCAGGGGACAGCCGGGGCCCAGCGGCCCUUAACCAGCCGGAGUGUGGGGACAGGGUUGAGGGACAGGGCAGGGGGACAGUUGGGGCCCAGCGGCCCUCAACCAGCCAGAGUGGGGGGGACAGCAGGGGCCCAGCAGCCCUCAACCAGCUGAGCUGAAGGACCAGGGUGUGGGGACAGCUGGGACCCAAUGGCCGUGAACCAGCCAGGCUGAGAGACCAGGGCGUGGUGACAGGGCAUGGGGACAGCCAGCCCCCAGACUCUGAACCAGCCAGGGAGAGGAUCUGCCCGUCACUUAGCAGCUCUGUGCUGGCCUUAUCUGUCAUCGCAAGCUAUCAAAGUGUUGCUGGUGUGCUGUACUAGCUCAUGCCUUGGGUUGGGACCUUGUGACAUCCAAAACCCCUGCCCUUCUGUUGCCUGGGCUGUUUGCCCAUCCUGAAUUCCUCCAGACUCACACCACACAGCGCUUUUGAGUUUUAACGUGGUGACGUGAGAACACCUGCAUGUUCUCAUACUGUGCAGUGUGUUCAUCUUUGGUCUAGCACCUGGAGGGGUCCUAGGAAUUGCUUUCUUUCUGUCACACUUCUGCAUGUACAGAAUAAUGUUUCCUAAUACUUUCUCAUGAGAAAGUAUGUACUCUAUAUUGCCCACCAUCCCUCUUUCCAUCGUGUCACUUUUGAGGUACCUGAACCGGAGCUGGCCAGGUUUGUCCUUGGGGAUGUGAGUAGUAGCUCUGGGUGGUGGGGCCUUGUAUGGUCCUUGGGAAUUCCUUGGUCCCUUAACCAGGGACCCUGUCCUGAGAAUUUCUCCUCCCUUUUGAGAGAGAUCCCGGAGCAUGAAAUGUGCCAUCCCACUGGUGGGAGCAGGGAUACCACUGAGGGUUGUUCCAAGUUGUCUCCACCAAGGUCUGCAGUGCCUCUGCUGCAUAGAGCUUUACCAAGCUCCUACUCUGCCACCUUGUCGCCCUCGCCUGCUCACUGUAUGCACUAACAUUGGAGACCAUUUGCAGGUAACCUGAGUUUGUAGGUCGGGGCUUGGUGAUCACUGUUCUUUUUAGCAUUUUCACCAUAUUUGUUUCUUGAAUACAAGCACUGAGCGGCACAGCUACAGCUGCUCUUGUGGUGGCUUCCAGAGGCUUUGGAAGGUGCACACAGAAGUAAUUUGCCUUCACUUCCUUCUGGAUGUGUCAAGAGUAAUGUAUAUUAGAGACAGUCAGGGAGCAUCUAUUUGAAUUCGGUUGCAGAAACUAAUCCUUCCCCAUGUACGUGGAUUUCACCUGCCUGGUUCUACCUUCCUGAUACCAUUACACAAGUGUUAACAGAUUCCUAUGAAACCCUGGGGCCAGGGAGAAACUGUCCCCGCAUGCAGAAACAGAGACACGUAUGUAACAACUUUGCCAGGAGCGUGUAGGAAUCCAGAACCUGAGCCUGGAUACCCAUCAUCAAAGUCCUCUACCUUGACUUUGAGACAUCGUUUCUUCUCAUCACAAGUGUGUGGAUUUUAUGCAUCUGGAUACUGGUUGAACCAUCCCAAUGUAGUAAGAGCCUGUGAAGUUCCUGAGGAGAUGAACUUCCUGGUUAAUGACGUUCCUCUUCUAGCGAUGGAAUAUUGUUCAGGGGGUGACCUCCGGAAGUUGCUGAACAAACCGGAAAACUGCUGCGGACUUAAGGAAAGUCAAAUACUUUCUUUGCUUAGUGACAUUGGGUCUGGUAUCCAGUAUUUGCAUGAAAACAGAAUUAUACACAGAGAUUUAAAGCCUGAAAAUAUUGUUCUUCAAGAUGAAGGUGGAAAGAUUGUUCACAAAAUAAUAGACCUGGGAUAUGCAAAGGAUCUGGAUCAAGGAAGUUUGUGCACUUCAUUUGUUGGAACAUUACAAUAUUUGGCUCCAGAACUCUUUGAGAAUAAAUCCUACUCAGUUACUGUUGAUUACUGGAGCUUUGGAACGAUGGUGUUUGAAUGCAUUGCAGGAUUUAGACCUUUCUUACAUAAUCUACAGCCGUUUACCUGGCAUGAAAAAAUCAAGAAGAAGGAUCCAAAGCACAUCUUUGCUUCUGAAGAGAUGAAUGGGGAGGUUCGCUUUAGUACCCAUUUGCCACAGCCUCACAGCCUCUGUGGUUUAAUUGUAGAACCAAUGGAGAAUUGGUUGCAACUGAUGCUGAAUUGGGAUCCACAACAGCGGGGUGGAGGUUUAGAUCCUGAGACCAGUCGUCCAAAGUGUUUCCUAAUAAUGGAUCACAUACUGAAUUUGAAGAUAGUACACAUCCUAAACAUGACCUCCGCCAAGAUUGUUUCAUUUCUCUUGUACCCCGAGGAAAGCCUUCAUUCCCUUCAGAUUCGGAUUGAGUUUGAAACUGGAAUAAGUACUGGAAAUCAGGAACUGCUGUUAGAAACAGGAAUUUGCCUGGACCCUCGGAAACCUGCUUCCCAGUGUGUUAUUGAUGGCGUAAGAGGCUGGGAUAGCUACAUGGUCUAUUUGUUUGAUAAAAGCAAAACUGUCUAUGAUGGACCCUUUGCUUCUCGGAGUCUGUCUGACUGUGUAAAUUACAUUGUACAGGAUAGUAAAAUCCAACUACCAAUUCCUCAGCUGCGCAAGGUAUGGGCAGAAGCAGUUCACUACGUGAUUGGGCUAAAAGAAGAUUAUAGCAGGCUUUUCCAGGGCCAGAGAGCUGCCAUGCUCAGUCUUCUUCGCUAUAAUGCCAACCUAAUCAAAAUGAAAAACAAUAUGGUGUCAGCAUCUCAGCAACUGAAAGCAAAGCUGGAAUUUUUUCAUCAAAGCAUUCGCCUUGACCUGGAGAGAUACAGUGACCAGAUGGCUUAUGGCAUAUCUUCAGAGAAGAUGCUCAAAGCCUGGAAGGAGAUGGAAGAGAAGGCCUCUCAGUGUGCCCAGGCUGAAGAUAUCGGGUAUCUGGAUGAGCAGAUCAUGGCUCUGCACACAGAGAUUGUAGAGCUCCAGAAGAGUCCAUACGCAAGGCGCCAAGGAGAGGUUAUGGAGAGCUUGGAACAGAGAGCCAUAGACCUGUACAAGCAAUUAAAAACAAGACCCCCAGAUCAUGCCUACAGUGACAGCACGGACAUGGUGAAGAUUAUUGUGCAGACAGUACAGAGCCAAGACCGAGUUCUCAAGGAGCUUUUUGGCCAUCUCAGCAAGCUCUUGGGCUGUAAGCAGAAGAUCAUUGACUUACUUCCAAAGAUUGAAGAGGCUCUAAAUAACAUCAAGGAAGCUGACAACUCAGUAAUGCAGAUGCAGGGCAAAAGACAAAGGGAAAUAUGGCAUUUGCUGAAAAUUGCUUGUACUCAGAGCUCUUCUCGAUCACUGGUGAGCUCCAGCCUGGAAGGAACAACCUCGACUUCAGCAGCCACGUGGCUUCCACAGGGCUCCUCAGGGAGCAUACCUCACCCCCUGUCAUCUAUGGCAACUCCUGAAGAUGGGGAAGAUUUUGCCCAUGUGAUAGAAGAGAAUCUGAAUUACCUCGAACUGUUUAGCAGUAUUUUGCAGGAGGUGAGACAGGAGCAGAACAGCAGCAUGAUGAGUUUUGAUUGGAGCUGGCUCAAAUAGCUGCAGGAGCUGAUGUGCUGCUGUCUGCAAAGUGCCUGUGUGCUGAGAGGUGGCUUGGCGGCCUUCAAUGUGACAAGCUGGAGAGGACUGGUCCGUCCAUCACCUUGUGUUUUAUAAACCUCAGUGGAGCUGAUCACAAAGGUGUGAUGGUCGGUGGCAGAUACACCACUGGCAGCACCAAACAGCGUUUUGCAGGCUGUUGUCUAGUUGGGCUUUCGACUAAACGAGUAACCCCCGUGCUGGAGCCACCCGCGGCACCCGCUGCCCUCGCCUACGGGGCACUGUGGGCAGCCGGCCCUGCGCGGCCUGGGCAGGCAGUGGGAGGGCAGAGGCUGGCAGCUGCUGUAGGGCCCGGGCCCCGCUGCCGCCGGCCCUCCCGCCUGCUCACGUCUGUAAUAUGAAUGUAUAGAUUAUAUAUAUUUUAAAUAGAGUCGAUUGCAAUAAAUGCUGUGGAGAG
Messenger RNA from Falco peregrinus (peregrine falcon), 4115 nucleotides. It is a transcript of the gene CHUK, whose product is annotated as component of inhibitor of nuclear factor kappa B kinase complex. Gene Ontology annotation, cellular component: cytoplasm; IkappaB kinase complex. Gene Ontology annotation, biological process: tumor necrosis factor-mediated signaling pathway; positive regulation of transcription by RNA polymerase II; peptidyl-serine phosphorylation. The coding region runs from base 1430 to 3658 and encodes 742 amino acids. The record is from RefSeq and is a predicted model, not a curated record. Gene Ontology annotation, molecular function: IkappaB kinase activity; ATP binding. NCBI's taxonomy places the organism in Eukaryota, Metazoa, Chordata, Aves, Falconiformes, Falconidae. The transcript has 20 exons.